AUGGCAAAAAUACCAUACGCUGCACCAACUGAUUCCGAAGGUGUUGAUUGGUUCAUAAAAUGCGUGGAAAAGAUGACAAAGGUCCGUCAAAUGCUAUACGAAGGCAUUCAAGUUUGUGAUGAAGAAGAAAAGGUCGCAAGUGCUGUAGUGGAAAAAUUGAGAAGAGGAGCUUGGCAGUUGUCGGGAAGAGAAUGGCAAGAGCGAGGGAGUGACGCAAUUAAUGAAACGAGUGUAGUUUUGAGAGAAGAACAAGACGGAAAUUGGGUGAUGGUGAGGCAAUUUCGAGGUCGAGGCGAUGGAGUUGAAUAUUCUUUGUGCCCUGGAAGCGGCGAACAAGUACCAAGACACGAUGAAGCGGAAACCGGACAAACAAGUUCUUUUAACAAUCACUUAUCUUCCGCGGAGGUCGCCAAAGAUCACCGGUCACCCACUGGAAACCUAACAAAAACCCACGUAAUGAAACCAUUCUUCGAGGCUUUACUUUAUGCCUCUGCGUGCCUUCAAUAUGGUAUAGAUCAAUAUACAUAUACUUUAUAUGGCAUCGAUGUCAAGUUUCAAAUGGCACUCGAAGAAGAACUAAAACUCGAACUUUUUGAAGCAAUUUUGAGCAAGUAUCCUCGAUUGAACGGAAUUGUAGGCACUGUUGAUGGUGUAGAAACGAGAGGGAUGAUACCAGAAUGGGGAGAAAGAUUAUAUGAGGAGGUCGAAAUGUCAAUAGAUAAAGGACAACGACAAAAAAGAAUUUUAUUGCAAGGACAUGAUGAAAAUUGA
Messenger RNA from Funneliformis geosporum, 771 nucleotides. NCBI's taxonomy places the organism in Eukaryota, Fungi, Glomeromycota, Glomeromycetes, Glomerales, Glomeraceae. The record is from the annotation of a GenBank genome assembly.